Trifolium pratense (red clover) is the source of this 863-nucleotide messenger RNA. Its product is annotated as probable transmembrane ascorbate ferrireductase 3. The transcript has 4 exons. The record is from RefSeq and is a predicted model, not a curated record. Lineage: Eukaryota; Viridiplantae; Streptophyta; Magnoliopsida; Fabales; Fabaceae. Gene Ontology annotation, molecular function: oxidoreductase activity. Bases 61 to 708 code for a protein of 215 amino acids.
CAGAAGAAUAACACCACUCAGAAGCACCAAAAUAUUUUGUGUCAUAAUAAGUUCCUUAAGAUGCCUUCUUAUAGUACCUCAGUUUUGGCUCACUUGUUUGGCAUUAUUGCCCUCAUUCUCAUGCUUGUUUGGUUGUUGCAUUACCAAGGGGGGAUUGAAUAUGAUUCUGAUAAUGCAUUUCGUGUUUUCAAUGUUCACCCUUUUCUGAUGUUCUUUGGCUUCAUUUUCCUUGUUGGUCAAGCAAUAAUGUCUUACCACACAGUACCAGGCUCACAUGAAACACAGAAGACUAUUCACAUGGCUCUUCAUUUCAUUGCUAUAGUUCUUGGAAUUGUUGGUAUAUGUGCCGUUUUCAAGUACCAUGAUAUGGUGAACUUGGUUGAUGUUUACAGCCUCCACUCAUGGAUUGGCCUUGGCACCUUUUGCCUGUUUGGCUUGCAGUGGCUUUUUGGAUUGACAUUCAUGUUUCAAGGAACUAGACAAUCAAGGGCUGCAAUGGCUCCAUGGCACAUAGCUGGUGGUAGAGCACUAUUUUUCAUGGCAAUUUGUGCUGCACUAACAGGCUUGAUGGAGAGGACUGCUAUGUUAAAAUUAUUUCCACACCAAAGAGAAUCUCAUUUGAUCAAUUUCACUGGUCUAGCAAUUCUCUUGUUUGGAGUUUUUGUGGAUAUGACAGUUGGUUUGGCCCAUGCAUACACAUACACUUGAAGAAUCAUCAUAGAUUGGAUUGGUCCAAUAUUCUUUUUAUAUGUAUACAUAUAUAUAUAUAUAUAUUGUGGAUUUUGUAAUUGUGUUGUUCAUUAACAUGAAAUGGUUUGUAUAAUAUUCCUAUUCUCUUAAUUAAUUUAUUGACUUGUGUGAGA